Diplodia corticola is the source of this 2010-nucleotide messenger RNA. RefSeq names its product cell division protein. Bases 1 to 2010 code for a protein of 669 amino acids. The record is from RefSeq and is a predicted model, not a curated record. The transcript has a single exon. Lineage: Eukaryota; Fungi; Ascomycota; Dothideomycetes; Botryosphaeriales; Botryosphaeriaceae.
AUGGCGGGCCCGACUGUGCAACAAAGCCCUGCUAGGCCGACGGAAUCGGCCUCAUCGACGAACUCAUCGGCCUCCAAGCCUGCAGCAAAGACUGCUUCUACGUCCAAGGCGAAGCCAGCCAAACAAUCCGACAAGUCAGCUACAUCCAAGAUCACCAGGGCUCUCAAUUCCGCUCCCAAAGACCCCACAGGAGCUAAACCUCCGGCAAACAAAAGUACGGAGACACAGAGAAAGCACGAUGCCGCCAAAUCAUUGCUUUCCAAAAAUGAAGCAUCUCCAGCUGUCACUUCCGAUGUAGCUGCAGCGAAGGUGCCGAGGUCUCGAGUCAAAAAUCAGAAUGGAAAGAAGGAUACAACGCGUCCCACGCUGUCUGAUGGAAAGGUUGAGAGAGAGAUAUGGCGGCCAUCUGAUGGGAAUGGCGAUCCUUCGCCUGAGCUCGUGGAGAAGCACAGGGCGAGGAAGGCGGGUCAUCCCACGUGGAAGCUAUAUACCGGCCGGAAUAUCCCCAAAAGGCCCACUGACACCAACCCUCCCAGCUUUGUCUACCUGGACGACAAGGCCGCCUGGGACAUUCUUCAUUCGAACCACUGGACCCCCCACGACAAACACAGGUUCUGGACAUUCGACUUCACAGCCCAAGGUCGCGUCACCGUCACACGUCCAAAUCGUGGCCGGCCUGCGUAUGAGGAGGAUGACAAGACAUUCGCUUCCAUCCCCGCUCGCAAGGGUAAGCGAUACUGGUUCCAUGGCUGCCACCCUGCGCCCAUGGAUGACGGAUCCAGCGCCGAGUCUCCUGUUCUGGCCAAAGAUACCGCUGUUGACGAGGCAAGUACCGCAGCUGUUCCUGCAAAACAGACUGCGGUGCACACCCAGGAUGCCGAUAAGGAAGAAGCCCCUGAGAAUACGCCAAUUGAAGGGCAGCCUCCGGUUGCGUCACAGCCUUUGGUUUUCGAACAAACCUCGGUGGUAGAGCAUCCUUCAGAGGUAGAACAGUCUACAGCUCCGAAGCAGCGUUUGAUCCCCGGGCAGACUUCCAUGCUUGAGCAAGCCCCAGACUCCAUCCCAGAGUCUAGAGACCAUCUACAGACCUCAGAUCAAGAACAGAGGUUAACUACUGAAGAAGAACAAGUUAUAUCUAUCGAAGGGCCGUUGGCGAAGACGGCUCCGCUCUUUGAGCUUACCACUACCAACUCAGAACAUGGAUCUGGAUCUGGAUCUGGAUCUGGAGUUGAGCCCACAGAUUUGGUCCCUCUUCAGUCAGUGCCACAAGAUAUUGUCCUGCCUACGACUCCACUACCAAAUGCGAAAUUUGUCUCACUGAAUUGCCCAACCCCUUCAUCAGAUCACCAGGCUGUGGUGGGUCAGCCCCAGCAGCAGCUUCAGCAGGCUGUCCGCACAGCUUCUCCAGCUCCGGAAUCCAACGAAACGGUAUCGCGCUCUCCAGCACCAUCACCGCAGGCCGUCAAGCGUCUAUCCUCUCCCGACAACUCCAUGAGCCCGGCACCAAAGCGCCAACGCAAGGGGAUCACGCCGUACGACAUCCCUCCAGAGGUCCAAAUGCGUGACUUGGAGCUCCUCCAGUUACGCCAGCAACUGCGCGACUGCACCAACCGCGAGGUCCAACACGACAACGAGAUGGCGGCCAUGCGCCAGAAGGCCGGGUUCUACCACCGCGCCGUCAUGGACAGCAGCGCGAAGCUCGAGACAUCUGAGAAGAAGGAGGAUGCAUUCCGCAGGCUGGCAAUUCAGCUCUACGCCAGAGCCGUUGAUCAGCAAGAAAUGUUGGCGGAGCUCCACAAGGAGCUGCUAAAAAUCAGGGAGGAUUCGGCGAACUUGACGGCGGCGGCGGAGAGGCUUGCAACGGAUGCGAGGAGGGAGUUGGAUCCAGUCUCGGCCAUGCAUGGAGAUCUGGACGCGAUUCUCGAUGAAUCGGAGAGAGUUAUGCAGGAUGCGGGAUUGCAGGAGGAGUUUGAAACUUUCGUCCAGCAGGCCAUGGUCAUCGAUGACUAG